Molecule: messenger RNA, 723 nt
Organism: Fomitopsis serialis
Lineage: Eukaryota; Fungi; Basidiomycota; Agaricomycetes; Polyporales; Fomitopsidaceae
Exons: 2
Coding region: 1-723 (240 amino acids)
Biological process (GO): C-terminal protein methylation
Cellular component (GO): membrane
Molecular function (GO): protein C-terminal S-isoprenylcysteine carboxyl O-methyltransferase activity
Source: RefSeq, a predicted model, not a curated record
AUGUCCCUAGUCAAGCUACCAUUUCUUUUCUCUGGUCUGGUGGCCAGUCAUAUUGUCAUGUCGCCACCCCAGCCCAAGGUCGACGCAGCGAAACUACCGAGAGACGUAGCUCUAUAUGAACGUUUCUUCUCGUCCGUUGCACAUACAGCCAUACAGCUGACGAAGCUAACAACAUGUGCGCCGUACAUCCUGGAGAUCGCGGUCAUCAUUGCCAGCGAGUAUCCCUCGCAUCCCCUCUCCCAGUUGAUCCUGGACGCCCUCGUCCAUGGCCCCUUUGCGCUCUCGGAGCGUAUCGCCCUCUCUCGCCCCUACCUCUUGUUUUGGGGCCUAGGAAUACUCGGCAACUUCGUACGGUAUCAAUGCUACCGCGUCCUCGACCGCUCCUUUACCUAUGAGCUCGCCGUUCGCAAGGAGCAGCGACUUGUAACGGGCGGCCCAUACAGCUACGUUCGCCACCCGAGCUACACCGCUGCGACCGUGGGCUUAAUCAGCACCAGCCUCAUGCACAUUGCACCAGGGUCGUGGCUGAAGGAAUGUGGCUUCUUGCAGACGCAGGUUGGAAGUGCGAUGGCGAUGCUCCAUGUAGCCCUCUCCACAUUCCUCACCCUAUCGGUCACGUGGCGAACAGUGGGGGAGGACGCAAUGCUGAAGAAACACUUUGGCAAGGAGUGGGAGGAAUACGCGCAGAGAGUCCCUUACCGUUUGAUCCCUUUCGUCUAUUGA